AUGAAAAUGAUAGUCGGAAAAGAAGAAGUUGUAGACAAAGCGUUAAAGGAAUGGUUCUUACAAGUAAAGAAAAAAGAUGCCCGUAUUAAUGGUCCACUUUUACGCCAAAAAGCAGAAGACUUGGCAAAGAAAAUGGGGAAAGACGAUUUUGUUGCGACGGAAGGAUGGUUUCAACGUUGGAAGAAAAGGGAGAACAUCAGCUUCAUUAAAACACAUGGAGAGCAAAGGGAAGCCGAUUUUAGUGCGGCACAAUCGUGGUUUAAAACUCAUUGGACCGAUUUGCUAUCCCAGUAUUCCCCCUCUGAUAUUUUCAAUGCCAACGAGACUGGGCUUUAUUUUAGAGCUCUACCUGAACACACAUACGCACUCAAAAUUGACAAAGCUAAAGGGGCAAAAACGAGCAAAGAGUGA
Messenger RNA from Sipha flava (yellow sugarcane aphid), 411 nucleotides. RefSeq names its product tigger transposable element-derived protein 6-like. The record is from RefSeq and is a predicted model, not a curated record. Gene Ontology annotation, molecular function: DNA binding. The transcript has a single exon. Bases 1 to 411 code for a protein of 136 amino acids. Lineage: Eukaryota; Metazoa; Arthropoda; Insecta; Hemiptera; Aphididae. Gene Ontology annotation, cellular component: nucleus.